Messenger RNA from Cucumis melo (muskmelon), 2176 nucleotides. Its product is annotated as pentatricopeptide repeat-containing protein At5g08510-like. Gene Ontology annotation, molecular function: protein binding; RNA binding. The transcript has 6 exons. Bases 283 to 1809 code for a protein of 508 amino acids. Gene Ontology annotation, biological process: RNA modification. Lineage: Eukaryota; Viridiplantae; Streptophyta; Magnoliopsida; Cucurbitales; Cucurbitaceae. The record is from RefSeq and is a predicted model, not a curated record.
CUUUAUUUCGGUUUCUGCUCCCUCCCGCCACUUUUCUCUUUGGUUCUCUUCGCACAGAUUACUACCACUCGUUUUAAGUGUUCUCCUCACACCGGUGGACGCUUAUGUGACUGGCGUGCAGAUUAGAGCAUGACCCACAGCUCCAUUGACUCGUAUUACCCAGAGCUUGUAGAGUUCAAAUAUCUAAUUUUACACAGAUGACGAAACCCAAGAAUGGGUGAAAAGCCCCCUAGGUUGGCAAAUGGCUUUUAAGUUGGGUCAAACUAGAUAAUAAGAACUGUUAUGAACCAAUUGAAGCAAAUUCAUGCUUACAGCCUCAGAAACGGCCUAGAUCACACAAAGUUCCUCAUUGAAAAGCUUCUGCAAUUACCAGAUCUUCCGUAUGCUUGCACCCUGUUUGUCCAAAUUCCUAAGCCAUCUGUUUAUCUCUACAACAAGUUCAUUCAAACAUUUUCUUCAAUUGGUCAACCCCAACGAUGCUGGUUGCUUUACUGUCAAAUGUGUUUCCAAGGUUGCUCUCCAAAUCAGUAUUCAUUCACCUUUCUCUUUCCCGCCUGCGCUUCCCUUUUUAAUGUUUACCCAGGUCAGAUGCUUCAUUCUCAUUUCUGUAAGUCAGGAUUUGCUUCUGAUAUAUUCGCUAUGACGGCAUUGUUGGACAUGUAUGCAAAAUUGGGAAUGUUGAGGUGUGCGCGCCAACUGUUUGAUGAAAUGUCUGUUCGAGAUAUACCCACCUGGAAUUCGUUGAUUGCGGGUUAUGCAAGGUCCGGGCAUAUGGAGGCUGCGUUAGAAUUGUUCAACAAAAUGCCGGUAAGAAAUGUGAUUUCCUGGACAGCGUUGAUAUCUGGGUAUGCACAACAUGGGAAGUACGCGAAGGCCUUGGAGAUGUUUAUAGGAUUGGAAAAUGAGAAAGGCACUAAGCCAAAUGAGGUGUCCAUAGCAAGUGUUCUUCCUGCCUGUUCUCAGCUUGGGGCUUUGGAUAUUGGGAAGAGGAUUGAAGCAUAUGCAAGAAAUAAUGGAUUUUUCAAAAACAUGUAUGUGAGCAAUGCGAUACUGGAAUUGCAUGCUAGGUGCGGGAACAUCGAGGAGGCGGGGCGAAUUUUUGAUGAGAUUGGAAGCAAACGAAACUUGUGCUCGUGGAAUACCAUGAUAAUGGGAUUGGCUGUGCAUGGAAGAUGCAUUGAUGCUCUUCAGCUUUAUGAUCAAAUGUUGAUACAGAAAAUGAGACUGGACGACGUGACAUUUGUAGGGCUUCUCUUGGCUUGCACACACGGAGGCAUGGUUACAGAAGGUCGACAACUCUUUGAAUCAAUGGAGAGUAAGUUUCAAAUUGCUCCCAAAUUGGAGCACUAUGGCUGCUUGGUAGAUUUAUUAGGGAGAGCUGGAGAGCUACAUGAAGCUUACAAUCUCAUUCAAAACAUGCCAAUGGCUCCUGACUCUGUUAUAUGGGGAACUCUUUUGGGAGCUUGUAGCUUCCAUGGAAAUGUUGAAUUGGGUGAAGUAGCAGCUGAGUCCCUCUUCAAGCUUGAGCCAUGGAACCCUGGAAAUUAUGUCAUUCUUUCUAACAUUUACGCCAAGGCUGGUGAUUGGUCUGGAGUUGCAAGGUUAAGGAAGAUGAUGAAAGGAGCACAUAUUACAAAGAGAGCAGGAUAUAGUUAUAUUGAAGUGGGAGAUGGGAUUCAUGAGUUCAUUGUAGAAGAUAGAUCACAUUUGAAGAGUGGUGAAAUAUAUGCUUUACUUCAUAGGAUUUAUGCCAUUAUUAAACUUCAUCACGAUCAAAACGAAGAUGAAGAACUACUCAAUUCUUAUUAAUGAUCAAUAAGUGCAACUACCAGGGAGGAUAAGAACUCUCUUUCAAGUCCUAAAGAUAAGCGGAGAAAAAGGAACAUCAACGGAGACAAUAAACAAUUCCAUUAAAGGGAUGAAAAUAUAUGGAGAGGGCCAAACCAGCGAAACAAUUAGAAUCACCCCUUAUUAUGUCACAUAUGCAAGGACCAACAUAGAGUAAGAGAAUGCCUCAACCAAGUAGAAUUUAAUGCCUUUCAAGCAUCAUUAGCUUUUGAUUUGAACGGUAAAUCUGUUAUUCUUGGGUUUGAUGCCCUAAAUCUCGUGGUUUUGUAGUUUGUAAUUGUAUAUACAAGCAUUUUAUUUAUCUAAUAAAAUAAAGUGUUUUAUUUUA